UACUGGAGUAUAAAAAGCAGGUGAUGAGUAUCUUGUCUGGAAGCUUUCUACUUCAGUCUACUACACUGAAUCUAAAAUGAGAGAAGGUGUUUUAACAAACACGUGGUUGAACCCUACUUUUGCUACAACACUUCUUUCAGCUGCUUGUAUUUUCUUACUCUUUCGUUGGAUAUUAACACGUUUCCGGAACUUUCCGCCUGGUCCUGUCGGUCUUCCCAUCGUCGGAUAUCUUCCUUUCCUUGGCAAAAAAGCUUUUCUGGAUUUCAUAGAACUCAGUAAGAAAUAUGGCAACGUGUUCAGCCUCAGAUUGGGAAGUCAAAACGUCGUCGUGCUGUGUGAUUUUCUGGCUGUCAAGGAAGCUAUGAACAAAGAUGCUUUUCUAGACCGUCCACCAGAUAUUCAGAUUCAGGGACCGUCAGAAAAUAUAAGCGUUGUAUCAGUGAACGGAAACUGGUGGAAAGAACAACGACGAUUUUCGGUUCAUAUUUUACGUAAUCUUGGUUAUGGUAAAACAAAAAUGGAAGACCACAUCAAA
Molecule: messenger RNA, 535 nt
Organism: Limulus polyphemus (Atlantic horseshoe crab)
Lineage: Eukaryota; Metazoa; Arthropoda; Merostomata; Xiphosura; Limulidae
Product: cytochrome P450 18a1-like
Exons: 3
Molecular function (GO): heme binding; monooxygenase activity; iron ion binding
Source: RefSeq, a predicted model, not a curated record